Messenger RNA from Coccidioides immitis RS, 249 nucleotides. RefSeq lists its product as uncharacterized. Lineage: Eukaryota; Fungi; Ascomycota; Eurotiomycetes; Onygenales; Onygenaceae. The record is from RefSeq and is a predicted model, not a curated record. Bases 1 to 249 code for a protein of 82 amino acids. The transcript has 2 exons.
AUGGAGCCGUAUUUUAAUAUUGAAUCCACGGAGGGGCAAACUAGCCGAGGAGGACCGGCAAGGACCACUCAGAGCUGGCUCUUCCAUGGUUCGGCGGAAGGCUAUCUCGCCGUCCAAGAGCUGGGAUUUGCUCUCGCAGCUUUGUCCAGGAGCCAGCCCAUGUCGCACCAUGGAAAUGGAGCUGAAAGAGUAUGGGGACUGGAGAACGGAAUGAUGUUAAUUACGCAGAAAGGAAUCCUGUUGGACUGA